Sorghum bicolor (sorghum) is the source of this 1277-nucleotide messenger RNA. RefSeq names its product auxin-responsive protein IAA23. The transcript has 4 exons. Gene Ontology annotation, biological process: regulation of DNA-templated transcription. Gene Ontology annotation, cellular component: nucleus. Gene Ontology annotation, molecular function: protein binding. NCBI's taxonomy places the organism in Eukaryota, Viridiplantae, Streptophyta, Magnoliopsida, Poales, Poaceae. The record is from RefSeq and is a predicted model, not a curated record. Bases 278 to 838 code for a protein of 186 amino acids.
CUCGUUCGCUCGUCCUCCAGCACUCCACCGCACGCACUCGCCUCCGACAGCGACCGCGCAACGCGACGCAGCCGCGUCCUUCUCCGAGACGCCCCGCGCCCCGGCCCCGGUUCCCUCGCUCUCCUCCGCCCCCUACGCACGCAGCAGCCGCGUUCGUCCUCUGCGCUGCGCGGCCUGCGCCUGACCAAGCAAAGCUUAUCGGCCGGACGAACAAACGGUGCAGCAAGGCCUCAGAAUCUCAAGCCCGGAACAAGCGCAUCCGGUCCGGCCAGUAGUGAUGCCGACGAGCUCGACCAACUCCGCCGCGGCGGCUUCCCCUGCCGUGUCAGGCCUCGACUACGACGACACCGCGCUCACCCUCGCCCUCCCGGGCUCCUCCUCCUCCGCCGCCGACCCCUCCGCCGCCGCCGACCGCAAGCGCGCCCACGCCGACCACGACAAGCCGCCCUCCCCAAAGGCGCGGGCCGUGGGGUGGCCGCCGGUGCGCGCGUACCGGCGCAACGCGCUGCGCGACGAGCAGGCCGCCAAGCUCGUGAAGGUGGCCGUGGACGGCGCGCCGUACCUGCGCAAGGUGGACCUCGCGGCGCACGACGGGUACGCGGCGCUGCUCCGCGCGCUCCACGGCAUGUUCGCCUCCUGCCUCGGAGCCGACGGGGCCGGGAGCCUCGUCGACGCCGCCACCGGCGCCGAGUACGUGCCCACCUACGAGGACAAGGACGGCGACUGGAUGCUCGUCGGAGACGUCCCCUUCAAGAUGUUUGUGGACUCGUGCAAGAGGAUCCGCCUCAUGAAGAGCUCCGAGGCCGGCAGCCUAUCUCCAAGGACAUCAUCCCAAUGAUGCUUGUUGUCGCCCUAUUAGGCGGCUAAUUUGUCUGAAUUUGUUCACCAAAGUGUGCACUGGAAGAGGCUUGGCUGCUCAGGUCCUCCAUGCACGUUACACACCGUAGGAUCAUAUCAGGGUUCAGUCUGUUGUUGUGCUCUGUACAGGCCACACACCCCAUGGAAAAACUUCAUCAGUUUCAAGUGCCGCUACUGUCGGCCGGACGGUUUCGUUUUUGGACGCCGGCGAGAAGGCGGCGCUAGCACUUCGUCAGCUAUAGAUUACUAGUAGUUCCGUUGUCAGUUUCGAUCAGUCUUUGCCCUCGAUCGUCUUGUCUCGAGGGAUCCAUGUAUACACGAGAGUAUGGUACAUGCUGUGUGCUGUUUUCAUUAUAUAAGGUCAAAAAUACAAGUGCCAUCUAUCACUGUUCUUGUAAUUUCAGGCUUUGUUUUACUUC